Durusdinium trenchii is the source of this 1397-nucleotide messenger RNA. NCBI's taxonomy places the organism in Eukaryota, Dinophyceae, Suessiales, Symbiodiniaceae. The record is from the annotation of a GenBank genome assembly.
GGUUGAGGCAUUCGGAUGUGUUUGGCGGAACCGCGUGGGCUCAAGCUCGACACAUCGCGAUCAAAGUGUUAUUUUCAUGUGUGUUGCAUGGGACACAUCUUUAUUCUAUUCGUGGUCAGUCUGGCCAACGCAGCCGCUGACCGCUACUCCUUGCUCCAGCUGCCAAGCUUCAAGCGGCCUGGGGUAGCUGAUGCCAAUGCGUCACAGUGGGCUUCUUGGUGUUGGGACGGCCUUGAAAGACUUCAUGAUCGUGAGAUUUUCCUCAUCCACAUCCCGAAGGUCGCAGGCUGCUCCAUCGUCGGAGACCUGUCCAAGCUGGUCGGGCGAGACAAGAUUUGGACCGGGCAGGUGUGCUGGGACAGGUCGACUCAAGCCAAGUUUGAAAAGACGGUUUUGAUGCUUCGUCGUCCGAACGACCACCUUCUGUCCAUCUACCAUCAGUGCCUACAGCCAGGGCCACUUGAACUCCAUCACCGUCAAAAGCUGGGCGUUGCUCAGGGUCAACCAGGAUUCACUCUUCCUGACUUCGCAACAUGGGUCAAGUCGUGGAAGCAGGAUGCACCGAAGCAGUUCUACACUCAGGCAUAUCUUCAGGAGAGGUAUCACUGCUCGGAUCCCCGGAAUCCUACAAGCCGUCAACUGACCUGCGCUGACGAGACAGACCAUCCGGUCAACAUCCACGUGCAGAAACCGAUGGAAAUCCUUCACUCUGCCAGCGUCAUCGGGCUCGUGGAGGCCUAUCACGAGAGCAUCUGCCUUUUCGCUUGGAAGUUGAGGAACUUUUUGCCGAGUCAUUGCAACUGCGAAGACGUGGCCGCUUGGGAGGCCUUUGUUCCGCUUCAUAUCACGCACAAGCACACCUACAGCGACACGGUGGACGACUACAACGCAAGCGUUCAGAAGGAUAUCGAAGGGUUGACACAUGUUGACCGGAAAGUCUACCAGGCAGGACUGGCUCGAUUCUUUCAAGAAAUGGAUGAGCUGGAAAAGACCUUAAGGGUGAAGGUUCUUUGUGACCAGCAACGCCAGAAACUUCUGAACACUAGUCAAUAUUAGUCAAACAUAGCCUGGCUUACACCGCGCGAUCCGCGUGGCACAGCACAGCUGGGUGGCAGGUGUCUCAUGCCGUUGAAGCGCGCCUGGGGUGUCAAGUUGGAGCCCUUGUUGCACACCCCAAUCCAAUUUCAAUCCCACGCAGAUCAAUAUGGAAAGGUACUGAAUUUGGGAGAUUGUGGUUGUUUAUGUUUGGACCACACAGCGGUGUGUUUUGGAUGACAAUUCAUGCCAAUUCUGAGAAAUGCCGAGCGUGUUCGGAUUUAUUUGAAGGUCAUAAGAACCCAUUCCGUGCUUGGCUGGUUGCCACACGAGUGACCCUGCACCAUCGAGCGUGACAGUGA